Molecule: messenger RNA, 2271 nt
Organism: Ectocarpus sp. CCAP 1310/34
Lineage: Eukaryota; Phaeophyceae; Ectocarpales; Ectocarpaceae
Source: the annotation of a GenBank genome assembly
AGUCACGCUCCUCUCACCUCUCUCUCUUGCGAUUCGCUUGUGCUCGCACACAACGGACUGUAUCGCGUCAUUCCUUCCCACUGCACAAGCGGCUUCAGCUCUAUCGGGGAAGGGGAAAGACGAAACGGGGUGGCUCUUUGCUGUAGGUCUCUCUUCCACAAGAGAUCCUCGUAUACCAACCAACGCAACGCUCGGGGAAGUAUCGUAUUGCAUACCCCCACGACGAUGGCGGAAGUCGGCCGGAAAUUCGACGACGUUCUCCGGAACCUGGCGGGCCAGGCAGGGUCUCUCGAGGCCUUGCUAGGGGCGUUCUUUUCCUUCCUCCACAGGAACACCGACUUCUAUGUCACCUUCGAUCCCACCAAGACGGCCAGGGCGGGCAUGGGCUUCCCGGCUGGAAAGGCAGAGAAGCUCCUUCUCCGCGCGUUCCGAUCCUUCCCGUACAAGUCGUACGGAGUCCAGGACGAGCAACUGCCGGCUGCAGCAGGGAGAGGGCGAGGACCAUCAACGGCGAAGGAAACUGCUGCAACAAAAAUUGGACCUGCCGGGGGCUCAACCUCGCGGAAGAACGAUACCGGCGUCGAUACUGCCCUUGGGAGUGGCGGUCCUGCCCCGGCACCAAAAGCUUCAGCAGCAGCAGCAGCAGCAGCAGCAGCAGCAGCAGCAGCAGCAGCAGCACCAUCAAUACCAUCGACGCCAACUCCCGGCGAAGGCUCCGUCGCCCCUUCCUCCACGACAACCCCGCCUCCUGAACCACCAACCACCGCCAAUGGCAAACCGGCGGCGGCGGGAUGCAUAAGCGUGCGCUACACGGAGGACGGAAAGCAGGUGCCUAUCGGCAACGGCGGAGUGACCGACAGGUACUACUGGACGCAAACAGUAAACGAAGCCACGGUGUAUGUCGACGUGCCCCCCGGCACUCGCUCCAAGGACGUGACAUGCAUCAUUCAGCCUAGAUGGCUGAAGCUGAAGGUAAGAGGUGCAGGCACGGCGGGAGGGGCGGGGGCAGUAGCAGCAGCAGCAGCAACAGCGGGAGCAGCAGCAGCGGGGGCUGAGGACGUGGUUUUUGACGGGGAGCUGCCGAGUGCGGUGUCACGGGAGGACAGCAUGUGGAGCCUGAACGACGGCAAGACGGUAGUGAUAUCGUUCGAGAAGACGACAAAGUCGUGGUGGAAGAGCGUUGUCGAGGGAGACCCGGAGAUAGACACCUCCAAGGUCGACUCAACCACCAAGAUCAGCGAGUACGACGGGGAGACUCAGGGCGCGAUCCGCAAGAUCAUGUUCGACCAGCGGCAGAAGUCGCUCGGCCUUCCAACGAGCGACGAGCUCAACGCCGACGCUCUGCUUGAGAGGGCCAAGGUUUUGCCGGGCAGCCCGUUCCUUCCGGGCGGCGUGCUCUUCGAGGGAGAUUGCGGUGCCGGCGUUGUUGGUGGUGGCGGUGAUGGCCUAGGACCCGAUGGUGUGUGUUGACAGAGGUCCACCUGGCCCCGUCAAAUAGAGCUCGCUUGAUCUAGGCCGUCGAAUCCUCGCGAUUGUGGGUCGUUCUCCUGCUGCUACAGUAGUAGGAGCGGCGGCGGCAACAGCUCAACAGCCGGCGACUAUGGCGCUGAUACUGGUUUUAGCCCCGACAAAUGGUUGAACCCGAGAUACCAGUACGGCGGCCGGCCGUGGAGAAAGGCCCCCUGUAGGGUGAAUGAGUUAUUUGCUUCCACGACGGCACCACAUGCGCUGUAGGCACAAGUGUUUCAGGUGUUGACGUUUGGAUUUGUACUCAACGGUGUUGCAGCCUUCAAUGUAUCCACGUCUCGAUGGCGGCACGCAUCUCAUAGUUGUUCAUUCGAGGGAGAGAGGCUGAAUAUUUCCCUCUUCGCAUGUGUGCAUAUCAAGUGUAUGUGCUCGGGUUCGUCACUGCGAAUGGGUCUGGGAACGCACACACCAACAGCAAAGCAGUAGCUGCUUCGGCGUUCUCGGUGCUGCAGCUAUUUCUGUUUCGCGCCGCCUCGAGAGGGGGAGGGAGUGUACCAAGAUGACAAGUUGUGACGUUUCACCUUAGUGAUUGCGCCGAAUCCGAUGCUGUGCAUGUACAGUACGUAUGCACCGGAAGGACUUGGAUUCCCUGCACUGACUACGGCCCCGCACUCCAUUGCGUGUUUUCCGGGACGUCUAACAUCCAACGCGCACAACAGAAAGUAGUUCAAUACCAACCCCAGGCGUUCGCAACAGCUGCAAGUGAUGGACACGGUAUAUGUACCGGUCGCCCCGGUGGUCUAG